Molecule: messenger RNA, 2049 nt
Organism: Populus trichocarpa (black cottonwood)
Lineage: Eukaryota; Viridiplantae; Streptophyta; Magnoliopsida; Malpighiales; Salicaceae
Product: aldehyde dehydrogenase family 7 member B4
Exons: 15
Coding region: 188-1714 (508 amino acids)
Molecular function (GO): aldehyde dehydrogenase (NAD+) activity
Source: RefSeq, a predicted model, not a curated record
AUAUAUGGAGGCACGGCUACUCUCUCCGCACUCCUCUCUUCCGUCUGUCUCCGUUCCAUACCCAAUCAAUCAAAACUAUCAACUCAUUUCAUACCCCAUUAGCACGUGACGCUCUCUCUUCUAAUAUCCUUACUUUGCAGAGUUUCUCUUCUCAUUCCAGAAAACAACGACGACGACAAAUCAAAAGAUGAGUUUUGCUAGGAAAGAUUAUGAGUUUUUGAGUGAGAUCGGGCUGAGCUCUCGCAAUUUGGGGUGUUAUGUAGAUGGCACGUGGAAAGCAAAUGGCCCUGUGGUCACCAGUGUGAAUCCUGCAAACAAUCAGGCUAUAGCUGAAGUUGUGGAGGGUUCUGUUGAAGAUUAUGAGGAAGGCAUGCGAGCUUGCAGUGAAGCUGCUAAGAUAUGGAUGCAGGUUCCUUCUCCAAAGAGAGGUGAGAUUGUCAGACAGAUUGGGGAUGCUUUGAGAACUAAACUUCAGGAGCUUGGUCGUCUUGUGUCACUUGAGAUGGGAAAAAUACUUCCUGAAGGAAUAGGGGAAGUUCAAGAAAUAAUUGAUAUGUGUGAUUUUUGUGUGGGCUUAAGUCGACAGCUGAACGGAUCAGUAAUACCUUCUGAACGUCCAAAUCAUGCAAUGCUGGAGAUGUGGAAUCCUCUUGGAAUUGUUGGUGUGAUUACAGCUUUCAACUUUCCAUGUGCUGUUCUUGGAUGGAAUGCUUGCAUUGCACUAGUAUGUGGCAAUUGUGUUGUCUGGAAAGGUGCACCAACAACUCCUUUGAUUACCAUUGCAAUGACAAGGCUGGUAGCUGGGGUGUUAGAGAAGAAUAACUUACCUCCUGCAAUUUUUACAUCCUUUUGUGGUGGUGCUGAUAUUGGCCAAGCAAUUGCCAAAGAUACACGCAUUUCUCUGGUUUCUUUCACUGGCAGUUCAAAGGUGGGCCUAAUGUUGCAACAGACAGUUAAUCAGAGAUUUGGUAAAUGCUUGCUUGAGUUAAGUGGUAAUAAUGCUAUAAUAAUCAUGGAUGAUGCUGACAUCCAGCUAGCUGUUCAUUCGGUUCUGUUUGCUGCUGUUGGGACAGCUGGUCAGCGCUGCACAACAUGCCGCAGGCUGCUUCUACAUGAAAGCAUAUAUCAGAGAGUCCUUGAUCAACUACUUGAUGUAUACAAGCAAGUUAAAAUCGGGAAUCCAUUGGAAAAGGGCAACUUGCUUGGACCAUUGCAUACUUCUGAAUCAAGGAAGAGCUUUGAAAGGGGAAUAGAGAUAAUUAAGUCCCAGGCAUGUAAGAUCUUAAUAGGUGGUUCAGUGAUAGAAUCCGAGGGGAAUUUUGUGCAGCCCACAAUAGUUGAGAUUUCUCCAAAUGCUGACGUUGUUAAAGAAGAAUUAUUUGCUCCUGUUCUUUAUGUUAUGAAAUUUCAGACUUUACAAGAAGCAAUUGAAAUAAACAAUUCAGUUCCCCAAGGAUUAAGUAGUUCUAUCUUCACCCGCAAACCUGAAAUUAUCUUCAAGUGGAUUGGGCCACUAGGAAGUGAUUGUGGAAUUGUGAAUGUAAAUAUACCAACCAAUGGUGCCGAAAUUGGUGGUGCUUUUGGUGGCGAAAAGGCUACAGGGGGUGGCCGUGAAGCAGGGAGUGAUUCUUGGAAGCAAUAUAUGCGACGCUCAACUUGUACAAUCAAUUACGGUAAUGAGCUACCACUGGCACAAGGAAUCAAUUUUGGGUAGACACCCAUCAAGGUCCAGCAUGUCCACUCUUCUAGCAAAGCAAAAUUCCUGAAGGAUUCUAUAUUUCCUGAAGGUUCAAGAGCUGUUCUGUCACCCUUUGGGUAUUAUCAUCAGGUUUGCUGGCCUGAAAUGUUCUAGCAGAGCUGUGGUCAAAGAUCUUUCCUGUUUACAACCAGCUUUUCCCUGGAUUAAUUAGAAUUACUUGCAACAAAUAAUAACAAUGAUGUCUCCCAAAGAACAAAGAAAAUUGAUGUUUCAUUAUAGCGAUUCUUUGGUGUUCUUGUAGCUGUAAAACACGAUUUACAUUUUAUUAUUUCACGGACAACUUGAAUUAA